AUGGCUGAAGAAUCGGCUCCUAAUGCCUUUAAGGGUGUUCAGCGUAGGGGCGGAUUUCGACAUAAAAAUGUGUUUGAAGUCAAAGAUCAUAAAUUUGUGCCGAGGUUUUUCAAGCAACCUACAUUUUGUAGCCAUUGCAAGGAUUUUAUUUGGGGAUUUGGAAAACAAGGAUUCCAAUGUCAAGUGUGUAGUUUUGUAGUACAUAAGAGAUGUCAUGAAUUUGUCUCAUUUCAAUGUCCUGGUGUGGAUCAAGGACCUGACAGUGAUGCUACCAAUUUACAUAAGUUUAAAGUUCAUUCCUAUGGCAGUCCGACAUUUUGUGACCAUUGUGGUUCAUUAUUAUAUGGUCUGUUACAUCAAGGUCUUAAAUGUGAUGCCUGUGAUAUGAAUGUUCAUAAAAGAUGUGAAAAACAUGUGCCAAAAUUAUGUGGUAUUGAUUUUACUGAACGUAGAGGACGUAUAUAUCUGAUUAUUAAACCUCAAGGAAAUAAAUUAGUUGUUGAGGUUCGAGAGGGCAAGAAUCUUUGUCCAAUGGACCCUAAUGGUUUAGCAGAUCCAUACUGUAAAAUUAAGUUAGUUCCAGAUGAUUCUCAUAAAUCUAAAAGAAAAACCAAAACCAUUAAAGCCAGUUUAAAUCCAUGUUGGCAAGAAACCUUUACCUUUGAUUUGUCCCCUGAAGAUCACUCAAAGAGAAUCUCGUUUGAGGUUUGGGAUUGGGACAGAACGUCGCGGAAUGAUUUUAUGGGAUCAUUAUCAUUUGGAGUAUCAGAAGUAAUCAAAAACCCAGUAGAUGGCUGGUUUAAAUUGCUCAAUCAAGAAGAAGGAGAAUUCUAUGGAAUACCUGUUACAGAUGAAGUUACUCCUACCAUUCAAGAGCUCAGAAGUAGAAUGCAGAAAACAGAUAUUCAAGAACGAAAAAUACAGCCACCAGAUAAUGCACAAAAUAUAUCAAAACAAGAUAUAGUUAGAGCUAGUGAUUUUAAUUUUCUCACUGUUUUAGGAAAAGGUAGUUUUGGAAAGGUGGUACUUGCUGAAAGAAAAGGUACUGAUGAACUUUAUGCAAUCAAGAUAUUGAAGAAAGAUGUUAUUAUACAAGAUGAUGAUGUGGAAUGUACUAUGAUAGAAAAACGGGUUUUAGCUCUAGCUAAUAAACCACCAUUCCUUGUCCAAUUACAUUCAUGUUUUCAAACCAUGGAUCGUUUAUAUUUUGUAAUGGAAUAUGUGAAUGGUGGAGAUUUAAUGUAUAGAAUUCAACAAGAAGGAAAAUUUAAAGAACCAAUAGCUGCAUUUUAUGCUGCAGAAAUUGCUAUUGGAUUAUUUUAUUUACAUUCACAAGGAAUAGUUUAUAGAGAUUUAAAGUUAGAUAAUGUUAUGUUAGAUAGUGAAGGCCAUAUUAAAAUAGCUGAUUUUGGUAUGUGUAAAGAAGGAAUGUUUGGUGAAAAAUUAACACGAACGUUUUGUGGUACUCCAGAUUACAUCGCUCCAGAGAUUGUUUUAUACCAACCAUAUAGUAAAUCAGUUGAUUGGUGGGCAUAUGGUGUAUUAUUAUAUGAAAUGUUAGCUGGACAGCCACCAUUUGAUGGUGAAGAUGAAGAAGAAUUAUUUACAUCUAUCACAGAUCACAAUGUGUCUUAUGCUAAAUCCAUGUCUAAAGAAGCUGUGUCAAUAUGUAAAGGGCUGUUAAAUAAGAACCCUGCUAAGCGUUUAGGCUGUGGGGCUAAUGGUGAAAGAGAUAUUAAAGAUCAUGCAUUUUUCCGAAGAAUUCACUGGAUAAAUAUGGAAACAAAAGAUGUUCAACCACCAUAUAAACCAAAGAUUAAAAGUCGAAAGGAUGUUAGUAAUUUUGAUCGUGAAUUCACAUCAGAAGCACCUAAAAUGACCCCAACAGAUAAAUUAUUUAUAAUGAAUCUUGAUCAGACAGAAUUUUCCGGAUUUUCUUAUGUUAAUCCAGAAUUUGUAGUAACAGUGUAA
Molecule: messenger RNA, 1971 nt
Organism: Lottia gigantea (owl limpet)
Lineage: Eukaryota; Metazoa; Mollusca; Gastropoda; Lottiidae
Exons: 16
Coding region: 1-1971 (656 amino acids)
Biological process (GO): protein phosphorylation
Molecular function (GO): ATP binding; diacylglycerol-dependent serine/threonine kinase activity; zinc ion binding
Source: RefSeq, a predicted model, not a curated record